GCCCCUGGCGGGUGCGGGCGGAAGUGCUCGGCGCAGGGCGGAAGCAGAGACGUUGGCGGCGUGAGGCUCAGAAUUAAGAUGCUCUGGUUUCAAGGAAAUAGCAUGCAACUUGCCAGAUCUGCCUUUGGACUCUUCUUGAGAAAUUGCUCUGCCUCUAAAACAACCUUGCCUGUGCUGACCUUAUUCACAAAGGACCCGUGCCCCCUUUGUGAUGAAGCCAAGGAAGUACUCAAGCCGUAUAAAAACAGGCAACUCUAGAAGGAUCAGAAGCUGCCAAGAACAAGGAGAGGAAGAUGCUCCCCUUCCUCAGCUUCCCACCCCAACAUGGCUUCUCAGUCAGUAAGAUACAACUUAACUUUAAACCAAGUCUUAAGUUUUGAUUAUAAAUUAAGUGCACCAAAAACAAUUUCAAGUGACUAUGGGGCAUUCUAUUGCCUGAGAAUGUUCAAGAGUCCCGAAAUGACCUGUUGUUUUUAUCCUAAACAGCGAAAAAUUCAUCCACCAACUAUAUAGGGAUAGAGGGAGACAGAAAGAUGCUUUCUGAAGGUAUCCCAUAUUUAGAGUAUUGGUUACAUAUACCUAAUGUUGAUUUUAACCUAUGGAUCUUCAAUAAACUUACUCAUCAAUUCUUA
This is a messenger RNA of Rhinopithecus roxellana (golden snub-nosed monkey), 632 nucleotides long. RefSeq names its product chromosome 3 C5orf63 homolog (gene C3H5orf63). NCBI's taxonomy places the organism in Eukaryota, Metazoa, Chordata, Mammalia, Primates, Cercopithecidae. The record is from RefSeq and is a predicted model, not a curated record.